AUGCUACUACCCUGUUAUCACCCCUCCUUCCCUCCUUUCCCUCCCUUUCCUCCCUCCACUCCCUCUUCUCAUCCCCUCUCCCAACAACCCUCACUCAUCUCCCGCGGCUGCACCCCCUGCGUCCAACCCUCUCAGGCCUUCGCUGGCAGUCAAGCUGUUCCGCAGGCGCUGGCGGCAUGGGGGCAGCUUGGGGGCGGCUGGCAGGCGUGGUCGGGCAGCAGUGACUGCUCAACCAUGCAGGGCGUCACAUGCAAUGCUCAUGGCAAGGCAACGUUGUCUCCCUGGUACGUGAGGCAUGUGAGUGCUGCUCCAGCGCAUGUGAGUGCUGCUCCAGCGCAUGUGAGUGCUGCUCCAGCGCAUGUGAGUGCUACUCCAGCGCAUGUGAAUGCUGCUCCAGCGCAUGUGAGUGCUGCUCCAGCGCAUGUGAGUGCUGCUCCAGCGCAUGUGAGUGCUGCUCCAGCGCAUGUGAGUGCUGCUCCAGCACAUGUGAGUGCUGCUCCAGCGCAUGUGAGUGCUGCUCCAGCGCAUGUGAGUGCUGCUCCAGCGCAUGUGAGUGCUGCUCCAGCACAUGUGAGUGCUGCUCCAGCGCAUGUGAGUGCGGAACCAGCGCAUGUGAGUGCUGAUCCAGCGCAUGUGAGUGCUACUCCAGCGCAUGUGAAUGCUGCUUCAGCGCAUGUGAGUGCUGCUCCAGCGCAUGUGAGUGCUGCUCCAGCGCAUGUGAGUGCUGCUCCAGUGCAUGUGAGUGCUGCUCCAGCGCAUGUGAGUGCUGCUCCAGCGCAUGUGAGUGCUGCUCCAGCACAUGUGAGUGCUACUCCAGCGCAUGUGAAUGCUGCUCCACCGCAUGUGAGUGCUGCUCCAGCGCAUGUGAGUGCUACUCCAGCGCAUGUGAGUGCUGCUCCAGCGCAUGUGAGUGCUGCUCCAGCUCAUGUGAGUGCUGCUCCAGCGCAUGUGAGUGCUGCUCCAGCGCAUGUGAGUGCUGCUCCAGCGCAUGCAUCCCUCUCCUCACCUCAGUACACCCCAUCUGUAGUCCUUCCACGUCUCCCCUCACUCUCCCUCUCCUAA
Molecule: messenger RNA, 1062 nt
Organism: Closterium sp. NIES-65
Lineage: Eukaryota; Viridiplantae; Streptophyta; Zygnematophyceae; Desmidiales; Closteriaceae
Source: the annotation of a GenBank genome assembly